AAUUUUGAUAAGCCGGAAAAAAGAAUUUAUUCAAAAAAUCAAAAUAAUAAUAAUCAAAUCGAAUGGCACAGAAUUAUGUUCUACCACAAUCAACAACACCCACAAUGAAUAAUACAGCCGGUCAACAAAAUCUAACAACAGGACAAACAGUAAUUGGUGGUGGCCGUUUUGAUUUUGAUGAUGGCGGUACUUAUUGUGGUGGUUGGCAUGAUGGUAAAGCACAUGGACAUGGUAUUUGUACCGGACCAAAAGGACAAGGAGAAUAUUCUGGUUCAUGGCAUUAUGGUUUUGAAGUAUCCGGUAUUUAUAAAUGGCCUUCUGGUGCAACAUAUGAAGGACAAUGGCAAAAUGGUAAACGUCAUGGUCUCGGUGUUGAAUAUCGUGGUAAAUGGGUAUAUAAAGGUGAAUGGACGCAAGGAUAUAAAGGACGUUAUGGUAUACGGGCAAGUCUUUUAAGUAAUGCACGUUAUGAAGGAACUUGGGCCAAUGGAUUACAGGAUGGUUAUGGUUCAGAAACAUAUGCAGAUGGCGGCACAUAUCAAGGCCAAUGGUUACGUGGUAUGAGACAUGGAUAUGGUAUACGUACAUCCGCACAAUAUGGCCAUUCCAGUAUAACUAAAAUGGCUAAUCAACAAGGCCCGAAUAAAAGUUCUUCAUUACAGUCAUUGGAUACAGAAGGUGAAGAUCCAAACAUGCAACAUGGUGAACGUAGAGAUGCUUGUCGUGGUGGUUUCAUUCUUGUGGCAAAAGUAUCAGCUGCACAACAACAACAACUUCGAUCAAAACGACGAAAUUCUUUAACGGAAAAAGCUACAUCAAAUACAUCAUUAACCGGUGGUUUUCUUAAAGGUCUUCGACUACGAAAACAACGUUCAACCGGUGAUCUAGAUCUUGCCCGUAAUCAAAAAUCAAUGACACCAUCAUUGAGAAGUUCACGUGAAGAAUCCGAAACACGUUCGACAGGAUCAAAAGAUUUACAGGCAUCACAAGGAGAUAUGGGAUCGAAUGCAAGUUUUCUAUCGCAGGAUGGUGAAAUUUCUGAUCCGACCACUGUGGAAAUUUAUCAUGGUGAAUGGAAAAAUGAUAAACGUUCUGGAUUCGGUGUGUGCGAACGCAGUGAUGGUCUCCGCUAUGAAGGUGAAUGGUAUAAUAAUAAAAAAUAUGGUUAUGGUGUUACAACAUUCCCCGAUGGACAACGUGAAGAAGGCAAAUAUAAGAAUAAUGUACUCAUAACAAAUAUUCGAAAAAAACAUCUUUUCAUGAUGCGUAGUAAUAAAUUACGUGAACGCAUCGAAUCGGCUGUCGCUGAAGCACAUCGUGCCCAACAGAUUGCUCUUCAAAAAUCUGAUAUUGCCGCAUCACGAACCUCAACAGCACGAUCAAAACGUGAACAAGCCGAUUAUGCUGCUAGUUCAGCACAAAAUGAUUCCCAAAUGGCAAUUAUCAUCGCUAAACAAUAUGGUGGUGCUGAUCUAGCAGGGCAAGGUUCGAUUGCGCCGCUUCGUAGACGAUUAUCGGAUUUUUCACAUGUUCGUCGUAUGCGUGAAGGACAGCCACAACAAGGAGCGACAGGACCGAAUAUGUUUGAUCAACAGCAGCAACAACAGCAAUCUGAUAGUGGUCAAUUUUUAAAUCCGAAAGAACCUUUCGGUGGACGAAGAGGAUCAUUUCGCACCCAAUUGCUCAACAAUAAUUCGAAUGUUAAUCAUCCGCAACAUCAACAAGGAUAUGGUUAUCAUCCUUCACAUAAUCAACAACAACAAAGUUUUGGUUAUCCAAACAAUCCAAAUAAUGUACAAGCAAAUCGUUUCCCAUAUCCACAACAUUCAUCGACCGGUAAUAAAGAUCAAAAAGAUGUUUUUCAAUCACAAGCAUUUAGUGAUCGUUUCGAUCAUUAUCAACGUAAUGAUCAAUCACCCGAUACAUCAUUAUCGGCACGUUAUCUAUCCGGUUCACGUACACAACUAACAGCUACACCAUCAAUUACGCCAACAUUUAACAAUUCAACAACGACCGGAUAUUCAACACCAACACCAUCGCCAUCACCAACAUUUUUUCGACCACCAUCACCAUCAUUUCAUCCUCAUCAUCAACAACAACAAAUUCCUAAUCCUAAUCAACAAUCGAAUAUGAUUGCAUCUAAACCGCCAUUAUCAUUCAAUUCAAAUAUACAAUCUAUUCCACCAUUAAAGCCAAGAAAUCGACCCCCAUUUAUUGAUGUAAAUAGUACAAAUAUUAACUAUAGCAUUGAUAAAAGUCAUAAUAAUAAUGAUAAUAAUAAUCCGGAUGUUGGUGUGCGGCAUUUACGUACAGCAUCGUUGUAUAGACCAGGCACACAAUUACAACAACAACAACAGCAAUCAAAUUCAUCCGGUUCAAGUGGUUUUAAACGAAAACCAUCAUUACAGCCAAAUGCAUCAAAACAUUUUAAUAAACCAUUAAUGUCACGUGAAGAGGCAUCAAUAUUAUCACAUCAGCAACGUGAACAACGUCGUAUUGAACAAGAAUAUCGUGAACGUUUAUCACAAAAUCCAUUAUUAUAUCUAUGGUCACCUAGUGUUAUAAAUUGGUUGAACAGGCAAAAAUUGGUUAUUCUUGUAUUCUUAAUCAAUGUAUCGAUAGCUUAUCUAUUCAUACGAAUGAUUGUUUCGUAAAAAAAUGAUGAAUUUUUUUAAAAUUACUUCCUCGUUUUAUGGAGAAUCUAAUUCUAAAAACAAAAACAAAAAAAAAAAUAAUUAAUUUGUAAAUCUAUUCCUUUCCAUUUUAA
Messenger RNA from Dermatophagoides pteronyssinus (European house dust mite), 2767 nucleotides. RefSeq names its product junctophilin (gene jp). The record is from RefSeq and is a predicted model, not a curated record. Gene Ontology annotation, cellular component: endoplasmic reticulum membrane; plasma membrane; junctional membrane complex. NCBI's taxonomy places the organism in Eukaryota, Metazoa, Arthropoda, Arachnida, Sarcoptiformes, Pyroglyphidae.